CCGACUUUCAGCUCUUUUGUUUCUAUAGUGUACAUAAGCGUAUUUCCCGCCUCGAUCGUAGUUCCAGUGUUUAUUUUCGGCGGGAGAAUUGCGAGUUGUCUGUAACGCAGUAAAACUCCAGGAAACAAGUGAAAUCUGUGUGACACUGUUGUAAAGAUGUUUAUUAAAGAGGAGAGUGAAGAUAUGGCUUAUCCAGAAGCAUGUAGAAUUAAAACCGAACACACUGACGAACAAACAGACUUGAUGGAAAUAAAAAAAGAAAGUCAAGAACCAAUAGAAGUGAAAGAGGAAAGUCAAGAACUGAAUGAAGUGAAGGAGGAACACCAGAAUCAGAAUCCUCAUUUCAUAACUGAAGAAAAAUCUUUUAGUUGCUCACAGACUGAGAAGAAUUCCUCACAAAUCAAAACUCAAGCCAAAAAUCCUUUCACAUGCCAUCAGUGUGGAAAUAGUUUUACACGAAAAGGAAGUCUUAAGAGACACAUAAGAAUUCACACCGGAGAGAAACAUUUCAUGUGCCCUCAGUGUGGAAAGAGUUUCAUACGGAAAGGAGGUCUUGAGGAUCACAUAAGAUGUCACAAUGGAGAGAAGCCUUUCACUUGCCUUCAGUGUGGAAAGAGUUUCGUAAGGAAAGAAGGACUUGAGGAUCACAUUAGAUGUCACACUGGAGAGGAGCCUUACACUUGUCAUCAAUGUGGAAAAAGUUUCAUUUAUAGAGGAAACUUUUAUGUUCACAUGAGAAGUCACACUGGAGAAAUGCCAUUCACAUGCUUGCAAUGUGGGAAGAGUUUUGUGUGUAAAGGAAAACUUGAUGUUCACAUGAGAAUUCACACUGGAGAGAAGCCUUACACUUGCCAUCAAUGUGGAAAGAGUUUUAGUCGGUCAUUCAACCUAAAGCGGCAUGAGAGUGUGCAUACUGGAGAGAAGCCAUACUACUGCACUUCAUGUGGGAAAAGUUUCAGACAACUAAGAUCUUUAAGAAAACAUAGAAAAGCCCAGAAUUGUUGUAGCGAACAAACUGCAGACUUGAUGGAAAUAAAAAAAGAAAGUCAAGAACCAAUAGAAGUGAAAGAGGAAAGUCAAGAACUGAAUGAAGUGAAGGAGGAACACCAGAAUCAGAAUCCUCAUUUCAUAACUGAAGAAAAAUCUUUUAGUAGCUCACAGACUGAGAAGAAUUCCUCACAAACCAAAACUCAAGCCAAAAAUCCUUUCACAUGCCAUCAGUGUGGAAAUAGUUUUACACGAAAAGGAAGUCUUAAGAGACACAUAAGAAUUCACACCGGAGAGAAACAUUUCAUGUGCCCUCAGUGUGGAAAGAGUUUCAUACGGAAAGGAGGUCUUGAGGAUCACAUAAGAUGUCACACUGGAGAGGAGCCUUUCACUUGUCAUCAAUGUGGAAAAAGUUUCAUUUAUAGAGGAAACUUUUAUGUUCACAUGAGAAGUCACACUGGAGAAAUGCCAUUCACAUGCUUGCAAUGUGGGAAGAGUUUUUUGUGUAAAGGACAACUUGAUGUUCACAUGAGAAUUCACACUGGAGAGAAGCCUUACACUUGCCAUCAAUGUGGAAAGAGUUUUAGUCGGUCAUUCAACCUAAAGCGGCAUGAGAGUGUGCAUACUGGAGAGAAGCCAUACUACUGCACUUCAUGUGGGAAAAGUUUCAGACAACUAAGAUCUUUAAGAAAACAUAGAAAAGCCCAGAAUUGUUGUAGCGAACAAACUGCAGGUAAUGGUAUGUUGUUGGUAUGAAAUUUAGAGUAACUCGAGGGAUAGAAAGGCUCAGACACUUUUGCCUAUGAAUGAAAAAUUAUUUUUACCUUGGAUGAAUUAAAUUGAUAAAAAAUACUAGGAACAACAUUAGUAAUGUUAAAAUGUAUUAUUACUGGUUAAAAUUAUUGUUUAAUGUUUAUAUACAUUGUAUAAAUAUAUUUUCACCCUUGAUAGCAAA
Messenger RNA from Xyrauchen texanus (razorback sucker), 1942 nucleotides. Its product is annotated as gastrula zinc finger protein XlCGF57.1-like. The coding region runs from base 157 to 1743 and encodes 528 amino acids. The record is from RefSeq and is a predicted model, not a curated record. The transcript is spliced from 3 exons. Lineage: Eukaryota; Metazoa; Chordata; Actinopteri; Cypriniformes; Catostomidae.